Molecule: messenger RNA, 1461 nt
Organism: Zerene cesonia (dogface butterfly)
Lineage: Eukaryota; Metazoa; Arthropoda; Insecta; Lepidoptera; Pieridae
Exons: 3
Coding region: 1-1461 (486 amino acids)
Source: RefSeq, a predicted model, not a curated record
AUGGUAAAGCAUAAGGAAGGGGACGACGAUAAUAAAGGAAUUUUGGACGUUGGGAAGGAUGAAGAAAGGGAUAAGGACCUCCAGCUCUCCCAGCCCUCUAACAAAACACAGCAGCAUGCUACUAUUUCACUAUUUCAUUUAUUUCAGAAAUAUGCUGCUGCUCUAAUUAAACUAUUUAUUUUUACAGGCUCCAUCGCAAAAACUUUCUCUUUGAACGAAGCUAUUGCAGCCGAAGCGAGAAAUCAAAAUUCAAUAAAAUUACCUCGAGUACCAGAUACAUCAAUAUUUCAACCAACAAGAACAUCUCCUUCAAAGUAUAGGAAGACUUUUCUUAUAAAACCUCCAAUUAUACCCAAACUACUGAAAAGAACACAAAAUCGAUUUCCAACAAAACAAAUUAAACAAACUAAACGGGAAUUAGAUAAACAUGAGGAAUUCAAUCAAAAUUACGUGCCGUUAUUUAGGAGUCUUAGUGUUAUUCUUGACAACUUCCUCAGAACAGACUCAGAUGAAGUCAUCGUGCCAAGAAAUAAAUUUAAAAGAAAUCCAAAAACACACGACACAAACGACAUUGUUUGCAAUUGCGCCUAUAGAUCGACAACUGAAUCGCACUUAUCCAGCUCGUAUGAAGAGACAAUUAUUCCCACGUUUGUCUCCAAUGAGGUCGAGACUGGGACUAUCGCCUCUACCCCGCUUACCACCCCGAAGACCCAUCGUGCUACCGUUAAUUACAACCGCCAUCUCAGACGGAAUAAGAACAUAUCCAUAUUACCUACAAGAAAUACCUUUAGCUUUAGGAGAAACGUUAAUGGGUUCGAUGAGAGAAGUGGCUCCACAGAUAUCAGACACAAUAAACGAACUAUCACCAGGGAUAAUAGAAAUAAUGAACACAAUACCAGAAGCACACUCAUUAAAUCCCUUGCAGAAAAUAGUGAAAAGAAUACCGUCCGUGAUUCAGGAAACUGUUCAAGCCUUGAAUCCAGAGGAGGUUCACGAGCAAAGGGGCCAUAUACCCAAAAUUCAUUUGGAAAAGGAAACCAAACCGCUGAACUCCUUGACAAAUCCGUCUCAAGUAUUGAAGGAAACCUUCUUGAGCACAAAGAGCAAAAUCAACUCCCAAAUCGAGGAAUCGAAGCGGAAGGCACAGAACUUUUACCAGAAUAUGUUUCAAGAAUACAAGGAAUUGAACCCGAAAACAAAAGAGAAAUUUUACAGACAAAAGAAAAAGAUUAUGCCGCAAUCGAGCGGUAUAUCACCAGUGCUAAGCGAGUCUCUAGCCGAAAUAGCACAAAUUCCACAGAAAAUAAAAAACAUCGUGGAACAAAUGAAGCAGUAACACAACUCCCACCACGCUUAGAAAGCCCAAAUAAAGUCGUCAUGAUAUUUGAUGGAUAUAGUGUCGCUCGCGAUGUCAACGGUGAAAAUAAAAUGUCUGAAAAGGCAAUAGAAAUACGUACGUAA